UGUACAAUAUAAUUAUCAGUGCAGUAGUAGAUAACCACCAGCUGAGUGCUUCAGACGACACAGUACUACAACAGAUUUUAAACGAGAACAUCCUGGGGUCUCUAACUGGCAUCAGAAUUCAUUUUCAUAGUUUCUUUAAACACAAAAAACUUUUCUACGCUGGAAUAAUGCUACCAAAGCAUUUGCCACUCCCCGAAGGUCCAUUUGUCCCUGGAUGCUUUGAUGUUAUGUCAGGCUAUGGAGAAGAGAGUACAUAUUUGCGACUUUGGUACCCAACAUCAUUGACUGAUGUCAAGAAACAUGCAAGCCAGUGGCCAAGGUGGAUGGACAAUGCUUAUUUGCAAGGAUUUUCUGCAAUUUUAGGAAUAUGGCCAAUAUUUCUGCGGACAGCCUUGCGUUGGAUUGGAGAUGAUUUACGUAUUCCUGGCGUGUGGAAUGCUGAUGUUCGUGAAGGGACUCAACAGUUUCCGACAGUGGUGCUUUCUCACGGCUUAAGCGCCUGCAGAUUCCUAUACUCGAGCCUUUGCAUGCAACUAGCAUCUCAUGGAAUUGUUGUAGCCGCGGUUGAACACAAAGAUGAGAGCGCGGCUUCGACGUUCUUUUAUGAAAACGAAAGCAAAUAUUUGAGUGGCAAAAAAAGCACAAUACUCUUCAGGACUGUCAGUGCGACAUCUGACACUGGACACCAGCUCUUAGUCCGAAGAAGACAGCUUGACAUCCGAGCCAAUGAGUGUUCUCGUGCUUUGGAUUUCUUGAUUGGAGUGAACGAAGGCCGCUACUGUGAAAAUUUGCUCGACCCAGAAACAAAAAUAUUGGAGCAAUUGAAAGGGCGGCUUGAUUUAGAGACGGCCUCUUUGAUGGGCCAUUCAUUUGGAGGUGCUACGACUCUUGUAACUGCAGCCAAAGACGAUCGUUUCAAACAGCUGAUUGUUCUUGACUCAUGGCUCUUUGGCUUAAAAAAUGAAGAAAACAUGCCAAAAGUUCUGGCCAAGGUGCCCAAACUGUUCCUCAAUGCUGAUUACUUUCAAUUAGAUUUGAAAGGUAAUUUGGAUAUAAUGCGGAAAUUUGUUUCACCCACCGAUAGCAAAUUCACUGUUAAGAAAUCUACCCAUGAGCAAUUUUGCGACUCACCGAAUAUUAUUGGCUUACGGCUGAACAGAGAUAAACCAAGAAUCGACGGCAACCUUGGAUUGAGAAUCAACACCCACAUAGUGCUCAGAUAUCUUAAAGAGCGCUUAGGUGAUUCAGUUAAAUGGGACAACGGGAACUUCCUGCAAGAAAAUGCAGACCACAUAAUUAGCGAUAUCUCUGUGCAGGAAACCCCCCAGUUGUCAACAAAACUAUAAUUGCUAAAAAUAUUUUUUUACUUUGGUUACGUUCGCAAAGAGCUUUCUUAUUUGAUAUAUGUAUCAUGUUGAAUCACGAGAAUAUAUAACAAUGAAGAAAUCUGUGCUAUUUAAUUAAAAAUUAUUAGUCCACUUAA
Molecule: messenger RNA, 1483 nt
Organism: Cloeon dipterum
Lineage: Eukaryota; Metazoa; Arthropoda; Insecta; Ephemeroptera; Baetidae
Product: platelet-activating factor acetylhydrolase-like
Exons: 9
Coding region: 168-1346 (392 amino acids)
Molecular function (GO): 1-alkyl-2-acetylglycerophosphocholine esterase activity
Source: RefSeq, a predicted model, not a curated record